Hydra vulgaris (swiftwater hydra) is the source of this 1957-nucleotide messenger RNA. Its product is annotated as SUMO-activating enzyme subunit 2. Gene Ontology annotation, molecular function: SUMO activating enzyme activity. Gene Ontology annotation, biological process: protein sumoylation. The record is from RefSeq and is a predicted model, not a curated record. Gene Ontology annotation, cellular component: cytoplasm; SUMO activating enzyme complex. Lineage: Eukaryota; Metazoa; Cnidaria; Hydrozoa; Anthoathecata; Hydridae.
AUUCCGGGAGCCAUGAGAGGCUUAAAGUGGAACCAAAAGUUACACUCUUACUAAGCACAAAGAUUAGUAGAGGAAAAAAAUAUCAAUGAAGUUCCUUAUAGGAAGGCUAUUUAAAAAAUAGCGAUUGAUACUUCAAGAUGGCUGGCAAUAGCGAUUUACAAAAGACUGCCAGCACUGCUAACUUACUAAUGGUAGGAGCUGGAGGCAUCGGUUGUGAACUAUUGAAAAAUUUGGUGCUAAGUGGUUUCACAAAUAUUCAUAUUAUAGAUUUGGAUACAAUAGAUGUCAGUAACUUAAAUAGGCAGUUUCUAUUUCAGCGUAAGCAUGUGGGCAAAUCAAAAGCUUGUAUAGCUAAAGAAAGUGUCUUGUCAUUAAAACCAAAUUUAAACAUAAUAGCAUUACAUGACACAAUAAUAAAUUCUGAAUACAAUGUUGACUUUUUUCAAAAGUUUGAUUUUGUUUUAAAUGCUCUAGAUAAUAAAGUUGCUAGAAACCAUGUAAACAGAAUGUGUCUUGCUGCUGAUGUUCCUUUAAUUGAAAGUGGGUCAGCAGGUUAUUUAGGGCAAGUAACUUUGAUCAAGAAAGGUUUUACUGAAUGUUAUGAAUGCCAACCUAAACCAUCAAACAAAACUUACCCUGGAUGCACUAUAAGGAAUACUCCAUCUGAACCUGUUCAUUGUAUAGUUUGGGCAAAACAUUUAUUUAACCAGCUUUUUGGAGAAUAUGAUGAAGAGGCUGAAGUUUCACCAGAUACUGCUGAUCCAGAGCUUUCUGGUGAAGCAGGGGAACAAGCGCUGGCUUGUGAUGAUGUGACUGCAGCACGAGUUUCAACACGCGAAUGGGCAAAAGGAAUUGAUUUUAAUCCUGAAAAAUUAUUUACAAAAUUUUUCUUCAAUGAUAUCAAAUAUUUACUUUCUAUGGAAAAACUGUGGCAAAAAAGGCAACCUCCCACACCUUUAUCAUGGAGCAGUAUUGAGAUGGAGGAAGAAAAAACUCAAUCAUAUAAUGUGUUGUUGGAUAAAAGAAUAUGGAGUAUUUAUGAAUGUCGAAAGAUUUUUCAAGAAUGUGUUGAAAAGUUAAGAGAAAGGUGUAAAACAGUCUCAGAACUUGUGUGGGAUAAAGAUGAUGUUGUUUCAAUGGAUUUUGUUGCUGCAGCUGCUAACAUACGAUCUUUUAUUUUUCAUAUUCCAGUCAAAAGCAGAUUUGAUAUUAAAGCUAUUUCUGGAAACAUUAUUCCAGCUAUUGCUUCAACUAAUGCGAUCAUAGCAGGGUUAAUGGUAAUUGAAGUUCUUAAAUUGCUUUCAGGUCGGUUAUACGAUUGUCGAACUAUAUUUUUAAACAAACAAGUUAAAGUUAAAAAACAGUUAUUGGUUCCUUGUUUGCUUGAAGCACCAAAUCCAAAAUGUUAUAUUUGUGCUAAAAAACCAGAAGUAACUAUAUUUUUAAAUUUACAAACUGUGACAGUUAAACAGCUGGAAGAUAAAAUACUUAAAGAUAAGUUGUGCAUGGUUGCACCAGAUGUUGAAAUAGAUGAUGGAAAAGGUACUAUUUUGAUAUCAAGUGAAGAAGGAGAAACAGAAGAGAAUUGGGACAAGGUGUUACUUGAUUUUAAGAUCUCUGAUGGCACUCGAUUGAAAUGUGAUGAUUUCUUACAAAAUUUUGAAAUUGCAAUAACUUUACGUGAUAAAAAAGACAUUAAUGUUGACCAAUUAUUUUUUUUGGAAGGUGAAAUACCUGUGCCAAAAGAUGAAAAGUCUGAAGAUAGAACACUGGAAAAUGGUAGUGGUGCUAAAAAACGAAAAUUAAGUUUGGAAGAUGAGAAUAAUAGUGCAAUAAAAAAGUCUAAAGUUGAAUUAGAAAUAGAUUCUGAUAUUGUAAUUUUGUAACAACAUUUUUAUUGUAGGUUAUACUGUAAAAUUUCUUUUACUUUGUUGUGAGAAGAGAAAGAUUCAAAGAA